AUGGCGGUGUUGUUAGAAGAAAGUUUUCCGGCCAGAAAACGGCGGCCGUCAGCCGGAGCAUUCUUCUCGCCAAGCUUCUCCGAUAACAAGCUCCUCCAGUCCCUCUUUCUUCUCUCUCAAGAAAUCUUAUCUCUCUCACCACUCAGAAUUCUCCUCAAGAAAAGCUCAUCUUCAAUAACAAGGAAAUCAAGGCUCCUCUCCAUCUUUUUCGAAGAGCUUCUUCGCAACCCAGCAAACGUUUUUCCACCUUCAGCUGCCUUGUGCUUUGAAGAAUUGUACAUAGUUAUGCAGAGAAUAAAAAUUCUCCUGGAAGAUUGUUCCAGCUGUAGCACGAUGUGGCUGCUAAUGCAAACACCAUCAAUUUCGAAUUCAUUUCAUCAAUUGACAGGAGAAUUAUCGACCCUUUCGGAUAUUUUUCCGAUAAAAGAGUUGAAUUUAAACGAAGAUGUUGAUGAGUUGUUUAAUCUGAUCAAGAAACAGUGCUCAGAAAAGUCAUCUGAUUUUGAUUCUUACGAUGAAAAUCUUCGAGUUAAGGUUUUGAAAGUGCUGGAAGAUAUUAAAAGUGAAAUCGUUCCUGAUUCUACGACACUUUCAGAGAUUUUCGACAGAUUAAAUUUACGUGAUUCGACAAGUUGCAGUACUGAAAUUGAAAAUUUAGAAGAUGAAGUGCAAAAUCUAAAUGAUGACACAUCAAAAUCCGAUAUAGUCGCGCUGAUCGGGCUUGUACGCUAUGCAAAGUGUGUGUUGUAUGGUGCCUCAACGCCUAGAACCAUCAGCAGGAGGCGAAAGCCGGUGGUGGAUGUGAAUUUUCCUGCUGAUUUUCGGUGUCCCAUUUCGCUUGAUCUGAUGGGGGACCCUGUGGUGGUGUCCACGGGACAAACGUAUGACCGGUCGUCUAUAAGCUUGUGGAUCGAGUCAGGACAUAACACGUGUCCUAAAACAGGUCAGAACCUGGUCCAUACGCAGUUAAUACCCAAUCUGGCGUUGAAGAAUUUGAUAGCAAUGUGGUGCCGCCACCAGAGAAUCCCAUUUGAGUCAACAGAAACGAAUAUCAAAUCUAACGGCGUUGUUUUGAACAAAACCGCGUUGGAAGCCACCAAGAUGACGGUUUCGUUUUUGCUUAACAAAUUAACGGCGUCACAAUCGCCAUUAGCAUUAAAUCGUAUGGUUCAUGAGCUGCGGAUAUUGGCUAAGAUUGAUUCGGAUAGUCGUGCCUGCAUAGCGGAGGCUGGAGCUUUGCCUUUAUUGGUCAAAAUCUUAGGUUCGGAACACCCAGAUCUACAAGUUAAUGCCGUCACAACUAUUCUUAACCUCUCGAUCCUUGAAGCAAAUAAGUCUAGGAUAAUGGAGACGGACGGAGUUUUAAACGGCGUUAUCGAGGUAUUAAGGUCGGGUGCCACAUGGGAAGCAAAGGGAAAUGCGGCAGCCACCAUAUUUAGCUUGACAGGUGUACAGGCUUAUAGGAAAAGACUAGGUCGAACGACAUGUGUCGUGAAGGGAUUGCUCGAUCUAGCAAGGGAGGGCCCCACAAACACGAAAAUGGAUGCAAUGGUGGCAAUUUUAAAUUUGGCGGGAGACAGGGAGGCAGUAGGGAAGUUAAUUGAGGGAGGGGUGGUGGAUAUGGUUGCCGAGGUCAUAGAUUCCCUGACAGAGGAGGCGGUGACCAUCCUCGAAAUGGUGGUAAAGCGGGGUGGAUCGGCGGCAAUCGCGGCUGCUUAUCACCGGAAUAUGAUGAAAAAAUUGGCGUCAGUUCUGAGGGAUGGUAGCGAUAGAGCUAAAGAAAGUGCUGCAGCCACUCUAGUGAAUAUUUGCCGGAAAGGCGGUUCGGAGUUAGUGUCGGAGCUGGCCUCAAUCGCUGGAAUCGAGAGAGUGUUGUGGGAAAUAAUAGGAAUGGGAACAGGAAGAGCAAAAAGAAAGGCAGGGACAUUGAUGAGAAUUUUAAGGAGAUGGGCUGCUGGACAAAUUGAAGAUCAUGUUAACAUUGGACAAUCUACAACUGUGAUUAUGAAUUCAACCAGGAUAAUAUUGCCAGGAUAA
Molecule: messenger RNA, 2037 nt
Organism: Fraxinus pennsylvanica
Lineage: Eukaryota; Viridiplantae; Streptophyta; Magnoliopsida; Lamiales; Oleaceae
Source: the annotation of a GenBank genome assembly